Molecule: messenger RNA, 702 nt
Organism: Mycosarcoma maydis (corn smut)
Lineage: Eukaryota; Fungi; Basidiomycota; Ustilaginomycetes; Ustilaginales
Exons: 2
Coding region: 1-702 (233 amino acids)
Source: RefSeq, a predicted model, not a curated record
AUGUAUCCUUCCUCUGCUGUCGCCCAGUCUCAUGUACCGGGUGCUGCUGUGUCGUGUGCUCUUCAACAGCCACCUCCCUCUUGCACUGCCAACGCGUUUCCUGCUCACCACCGCACCGCCUCGAUCUUUCAGAAUCCUUCGUUCGACAACAAACAUAGCGCCUAUCGGAGUACAGAGGCCAGCUCGAGCAUUAGCAAGGCCGACGAAGCCGCUCUGACUAACGACCAGUACCACGUAGAGCCAGUGUGCGCUCAACCUAUAUCCUCAACGAUGGUGACGACGAGCACCAAUACAGCCACCACCUCGGCAAUGAUGGUUGAUGAUACGGCGAUGAAAGCCGAGGUGUUGCCGGAAGUCAAUGCCUGCAACUCUAUCAAGGAUGAAGCGGUCAAACCUGCAGAUGCGAAUCAGACGCAGACGGAACGUAAUGCGGAUCCAGCUGGUGACAACGGAUCCAGCUCGGCCGUUCGAAAAGUGCGCGCGGCGGAGUGUGCGGUGCGAGGCGACGCCGCUGUCCUCGGUGUGGCCGAUAUUACUGGAUCUGCCGCGACAGGCACAAUCCUGUUUUGGUGUAGUGCCACACUCAAGGCACAGCAGUACGCAGUACGCAGUAGGCCUUGUAGAGAGAUGACUGCAUUCUCUCGUUUUGAUCUGCUGCGCUUCCAUCUGGUCAGAACUCGAUUCGCUGCUCGCUUCCGUUGA